AUGGCGUCGAACAAUUAUUACAACAACUCUUAUUCACAUCAGCAACAACAAUAUCAACAUGCCGAACCGCCAGAACCAUAUCAUAGUCAAUUCGACGUUCAAUCGCAACAAAACACAGUGCCUCCAUCAUAUCAUUCUCAAGUACCUUCAAGACAAGGCUCGAUUCCAUCCCGCGGAGGAUCGACUAGACCUCACGAAAUGUCACCAGUCUCACCAUUCGAAGCCCCGUUCGAUGAUCAUGUAUAUCCAGCACCAAAUGUGCCGCCGCAUAGACAAGAUAGCUCGAAUAGCUUAGGACAAAAUUCACAAUACUAUUCACAAGGGGGUGGUGGCAGACCUCAUGAUGGAAUGGGUUACUCCAAUGAUGAUAUACCUCUACGAGAAAAUCCGCAAGUACCACCAAAGGACGCCUCUACAGAUCAUAUUUAUGAUUCGAACUUGAAUGAUCAUGUAUACGAUGCAGAAGAAUCGGGAGUACCUUCGCAUUUACAGAAUAACAAGAAGAAUAGAAUGAGCGACGCUAUGGCUAUGUCACUCAUUAAUAAAAAGAAAGGCUUUCCUUUCGUUACAUAUACUCUCACAUUGGUACAAGUGAUAGUAUUUAUUGUCGAGAUUGUUAAGAAUUCCCAACUUACUGGCUCUCCUAUCGAAAUUCAUCCAUCCUUCAAUCCUAUGAUUGGCCCUUCACCAUACGUGGUUAUCAACAUGGGGUCAAGAUUCACGCCUUGUAUGCAUAAUAUGACCGCCAUACCAGAUUUAAGUGCCAUAAGUUGGCCAUGUCCGAAUACAACAAGCUCAACGUCAGCCGAAUGUUCAAUAAGUGAUCUUUGUGGAUUUGGAGGUGUUGGAGCAACACCAGAUCAAUGGUAUAGGUUCAUUUUACCUAUGUUUCUUCAUGCCGGAAUCAUCCACAUAGGUUUCAACAUGUUGCUUCAAAUGACGAUGGGAAAAGAAAUGGAAAUUUUAAUUGGACCCAUUCGAUACUUUCUGGUUUACAUCUCCAGCGGAAUAUUUGGAUUUAUAUUAGGUGGAAACUUUGCAGCAACUGGUAUAUCAUCAACAGGCGCAUCGGGUGCUCUUUUUGGCCUUAUUGCUCUUACACUACUUGACUUAUUGUAUAAGUGGAAAGAACGUGUGAGUCCGAUGAAGGAAUUGGCUUUUAUCAUGCUCGACAUUAUCAUAUCUUUCGUUUUAGGUCUUUUACCCGGUCUUGAUAAUUUCUCUCACAUUGGAGGAUUCCUUAUGGGUCUUGUUCUCGGUUUAUCGAUUCUUCGUUCACCCAAUUCUUUACGAAUGCGAACAGGUCAAUCAGAUCCACCAUACGCACCUGUCCCUACCAAAGCGAGCCAAGGCGACCGUGGUAUCGUUAGUUUAUUCAAAAAUCCUUCGGGAUUUUUCAAGGGCAGAAAACCAGCUUGGUGGGCUUGGUUACUUUUGAGAUUAGCUGCCUUAGUCUUCGUCUUUAUUGUGUUUAUUUUGCUUCUAAACAAUUUCUAUGUCUAUAGGAAGACUUGCGGUUGGUGCAAAUAUUUGAGUUGUAUUGAUGUGAACAAUUGGUGUAGCCUGGGCAAUUUGAAUUUGACCAAUACUACGACGAAGAGAAGUUUACUUGAUAGUUGGGGUUCAAUGGCCAAGUUGUAUACAUAA
Molecule: messenger RNA, 1647 nt
Organism: Botrytis byssoidea
Lineage: Eukaryota; Fungi; Ascomycota; Leotiomycetes; Helotiales; Sclerotiniaceae
Exons: 3
Coding region: 1-1647 (548 amino acids)
Biological process (GO): proteolysis
Cellular component (GO): membrane
Molecular function (GO): serine-type endopeptidase activity
Source: RefSeq, a predicted model, not a curated record